AUAUAGAAUAAUUAAUAAAAAGAGAGAAGAGAAGAGAAGUAUAGUUGAGAUUUAUUAUUAUAUAAUAUAAUAAAUAAAAUGGAGAAAUACUUGAGGAAUAACUUUGAUGUGGAACCCAAGAGACCCUCCGAGGAAGCUCUGAAGCGGUGGAGAUCCGCCGUCUCCGUCGUCAAGAAUCGUCGCCGGAGGUUUCGAAUGGUUGCCGAUCUUGACAAAAGAGCUGAAGCUGGAAAAAAGCUCCUCAAACUCCAGGAAAAGAUAAGAGUAGCCUUAUGUGUUCAAAAAGCAGCAUUGCAAUUCAUUGCCGCUGGAAAUAAAGCUAAGUACAAACUCUCCAAAGAAGCUGAGGAAGCUGGUUUUGGUAUUGAACCGAAUGAACUAUCCAACAUUGUUCGAUCCCACGAUGACACUAGUCUAAAACACCAUGGAGGAGUUGAAGGCAUAGCAAGGCAACUCUGUGUGUCAUUGAAAGAUGGUAUCGUUUCAACUGAUUUAACUGUCAGGCAAAAUAUAUAUGGACUCAACCGUUUUGUUGAGAAACCUCCUAAAGGUUUUUGGAUGUUUGUUUGGGAUGCCCUUCAAGAUUUAACUCUCAUAAUCCUUAUGAUCUCGGCUGCAACCUCUAUAGGUGUUGGAAUUGCAACAGAAGGGUGGCCAACUGGUAUGUAUGAUGGCUUAGGAAUAUUACUUAGUAUUUUCUUGGUUGUUAUGGUCACUGCAAUCAGUGACUACAAGCAGUCUUUGCAAUUUAGGGACUUGGACAAGGAGAAGAAAAACAUCGCGGUUCAAGUCACAAGAGAUGGUUGCAGACAAAAGGUGUCUAUCUAUGAUUUGGUGGUUGGUGAUCUUGUUCAUCUCAACAUUGGUGAUCAAGUUCCAGCUGAUGGGAUAUUCAUAUCAGGAUACAGCUUAACAGUUGAUGAAUCAAGCUUGUCCGGUGAGAGUGAGCCUAAGAAUGUAAACAAAACCAGGCCUUUUAUCUUAUCUGGAACUAAAGUAAGAGAUGGUAAUGGUAAAAUGCUUGUUACAGCAGUUGGUAUGAGGACUGAAUGGGGAAGACUUAUGGAGACUCUAAGUGAAGGUGGUAAUAAUGAGACCCCUCUUCAAGUGAAGCUUAAUGGGGUUGCUACUAUUAUUGGGAAGAUUGGUUUGAUUUUUGCUGUGCUGACUUUUAUUGUUCUAACUACAAGGUUUUUAGUUGGAAAGGUAAUGGAUAAUCAAAUCAAACACUGGUCUUCAAAUGAUGCUAUGCAGCUUUUGAAUUACUUUGCCAUUGCAGUGAUAAUUAUUGUUGUUGCAGUUCCAGAAGGACUUCCUUUGGCUGUGACACUAAGUCUUGCUUUUGCCAUGAAAAAAUUAAUGUCUGAUAAGGCUCUUGUGAGACACUUAUCUGCAUGUGAAACAAUGGGUUCUGCUACUUGUAUUUGUACUGAUAAAACAGGAACUUUGACCACAAAUCAUAUGGUGGUAAAUAAAAUAUGGGUAAGUGAACAAAUCAAAACAAUAACAGAUGAUGAUAAAACUGAAAGUGAGCUUAAAUCUUCAGUCUCUGAGGGAGUGAUUAGCUAUCUCUUGCAGUCUAUAUUCUUAAAUACUAGCUCAGAGGUGGUAAAAGGGAAAGAUGGGAAAAGGAAAACCAUUGGUACUCCAACAGAAACUGCUUUAGUAGAGUUUGGCUUGCAUAAGGGAGGUAAUCCAAUAACUUACAGUGAAGAUUAUGAGACAGUGAAGGUUGAACCUUUUAACUCAUUAAAGAAAAAGAUGUCUGUUCUUGUUGCCCUUCCGAAUGGAGGAGGGUUUAGAGCAUUUUGCAAAGGAGCAUCAGAGAUAGUCUUGAAAAUUUGUGACAAAGUACUGAAUGCUGAUGGAGAAGUUGUGACUCUAUCUGAAGAGCAAAGAAGUAACAUCUCAAAUGUGAUAAAUGGAUUCGCUUGUGAAGCUUUAAGAACUCUUUGCUUAGUUUUCAAGGACAUCAAAGAUAAUGUUGAUGGAGAUAGUAUUCCUGAUGAGAAUUAUACACUUAUAGCAGUUGUUGGGAUUAAGGAUCCUGUUCGUCCUGGGGUGAGAGAAGCUGUUAAGAGUUGUUUGGAAGCUGGUAUAACUAUUAGAAUGGUCACUGGAGAUAACAUUCACACUGCAAAAGCCAUAGCCAAAGAGUGUGGUAUCUUGACUGAAGAUGGUUUGGCAAUAGAAGGGCCCGACUUUCGCAACAAAAGUCCGCAGGAAAUCGAUGAGAUUUUACCAAAACUACAGGUAAUGGCUCGAUCAAUGCCUUUGGACAAACACACUUUAGUAGCUCAUUUGAGGAAUAAUGUGUCAAAGGAAGUUGUGGCAGUGACUGGUGAUGGGACAAACGAUGCUCCAGCUUUGCAUGAAGCAGACAUUGGACUUUCCAUGGGAAUAGCAGGAACUGAGGUUGCAAAAGAAAACUCUGAUAUUAUCAUAUUGGAUGAUAACUUCACUACUAUAGUGAAUGUUGUUAGAUGGGGUCGUGCCGUUUACAUCAACAUUCAAAAGUUUGUGCAGUUUCAGUUGACAGUUAAUGUCGUUGCUCUAAUGCUCAACUUCAUUUCAGCAUGUAUCUCAGGGUCUGCUCCACUCACUGCGGUUCAGAUGCUCUGGGUGAACUUGAUAAUGGACAGUCUUGGCGCUCUGGCUCUGGCUACAGAACCACCAAAUGAUGGUUUAAUGAAAAGGCCACCAAUAGGAAGAAAUGUAAAUUUUAUUACUCCAAUAAUGUGGAGAAACAUAAUUGGACAAAGCAUUUACCAGAUUGCGGUCCUUUUAGUCCUUAAAUUUUAUGGCAAACAACUCUUAAACCUCACUGGUUCAGAUACUACUUCAAUUCUUAAUACAGUCAUAUUCAACUCUUUUGUGUUCUGCCAGAUAUUCAAUGAGAUCAACAGCAGGGACAUGGAGAAGAUCAAUGUUUUCAGAGGCAUGUUUGAUAGUUGGCCAUUUAUGAUGGUGAUGUUCUCCACAGUAGCUUUCCAAAUCAUUAUAGUUGAACUUUUGGGGACUUUUGCUGGAACUGUGCCACUGAGUUGGGAAUUGUGGCUACUCAGUGUCUUGAUUGGAGCUGUUAGUUUACCGGUAGCUGUUGUUUUCAAGUUCAUUCCAGUUGAAAUUACACCCAAGAAUCAUCAUGAUCAUGAUGGUUAUGAAGCUCUACCGAGUGGGCCAGAGUUAGUAUGAAAGAACAUGCCAAAGUUAUAGGAAAUAAAUCAGUUGGAUUCCAGCAUUUUGUGGUGGCAGCCUUGAGAUGAUAAAGCAAUUUCAGCACAUUACUUUUGAUUUUCAUGGCAGUUUUAAUUUAAAUUAUUAAUUUGAUUAUUUAUUUCAAAUAUCAAAUUCCAAUUCAUUGAUUCUUUUUCCAUAAAUGGUUGGUUACAUUCAACCUCAGUUGUUCUAUUGUUAUGCUCAAUGUACAUUUCUGACUCGAAGUAGAAAAAAAAUGGCCAUUCCUUGCA
Messenger RNA from Humulus lupulus (European hop), 3470 nucleotides. RefSeq names its product putative calcium-transporting ATPase 11, plasma membrane-type. The record is from RefSeq and is a predicted model, not a curated record. Gene Ontology annotation, molecular function: ATP binding; ATP hydrolysis activity; calmodulin binding. Bases 79 to 3195 code for a protein of 1038 amino acids. NCBI's taxonomy places the organism in Eukaryota, Viridiplantae, Streptophyta, Magnoliopsida, Rosales, Cannabaceae. Gene Ontology annotation, cellular component: membrane; intracellular membrane-bounded organelle. Gene Ontology annotation, biological process: calcium ion transmembrane transport. The transcript is spliced from 7 exons.